Messenger RNA from Camellia sinensis, 1640 nucleotides. RefSeq names its product AP2-like ethylene-responsive transcription factor AIL5. Gene Ontology annotation, biological process: regulation of DNA-templated transcription. The record is from RefSeq and is a predicted model, not a curated record. Gene Ontology annotation, molecular function: DNA binding; DNA-binding transcription factor activity. NCBI's taxonomy places the organism in Eukaryota, Viridiplantae, Streptophyta, Magnoliopsida, Ericales, Theaceae.
CACAGAAACGGUCUAUUCAUAAAUGAGGAUUAUGCCUUUGGCAGGAGUCUCAUACACUUGAUCACCAUUUGAUUUUUAGUGGUUUCCAAAACCAUUCCACUUACAAAAUGUUAAGCACUUCAAACUAAUCGGAGCAGUUUUGAUAUUCUUCAAAAGAAGAAGCCAUGGGAAAAAAACAAAAUAAGCCAAAAAACAACAAAACCUUUCCAUAUAUAAAUACUUCCAAGGAGCUUCUUUGAGAUCAAACAAUCAAAACCAUUUGAACAUUGUUGUCUCCUACUGAGAAAGACACAGAAAGAAAAUGGGGAUGGUAACCACUGUCAAGUCUGAAAUGAGGCCAUUGAAGCAUCAUUUGUGUUCCAUGGAAGCUCAUCCUCCUGUGGCUGUUAAGUCUGUCAAGCGUCAUAAAAGAGAGUCGUGUGCAUUUGUUAUUGGAGAACAGGCACAGCCUCAACCUCAGCCUCAGCCGGGCCAAGUUUUUCCGUCUACUACAACUACUGGUUUGAAGAAAAGUUCAAGAUUCCGCGGAGUCAGCAGGCAUAGGUGGACUGGAAGAUUUGAAGCUCAUCUAUGGGAUAAAGGGUCCUGGAAUGCAACACAGAGGAAGAAGGGAAAGCAAGUUUAUCUCGGAGCUUAUAAUGUUGAAGAAACUGCGGCAAGGGCAUAUGAUUUGGCAGCAAUCAAGUAUUGGGGCCCUACAACCUUCACAAAUUUCCCGGUAUCGGAUUAUGAGACAGAGAUGGAAAUAAUGCAGAAUGUAACAAAAGAGGAGUACUUGGCAUCUUUGAGAAGGAGAAGCAGUGGUUUCUCAAGAGGUGUAUCCAAGUACAGAGGAGUUGCAAGGCACCAUCACAAUGGUAGAUGGGAGGCUAGGAUAGGGAGAGUGUUUGGAAAUAAAUAUCUCUACCUUGGCACUUACAGUACCCAAGAGGAGGCUGCACAUGCCUAUGACAUUGCAGCGAUUGAAUACAGAGGGAUAAAUGCAGUAACCAAUUUCGACUUGAGCACAUAUAUUAGAUGGCUAAGGCCGGGACUCAACUCACUUGCCCCUCAAGACCACCCAACACAACAAAUGGAGACUCAACCUAUAAACCCUUCUUCCACCUGCAUUUUGGGCAACCAACCCGGGUUCACCUUCCACUUCAAUCCUUACACCGCCAGAGACUUAGGCACGGGCACUGGCACGACCAUGACACCUCAAAAAUUCGAGAUUCUAGAAACAAAGAUGCCGGUUAGUCCUUGUAACAAGUCAUCUACUUCCCCAACCGCGCUUGGCCUCCUCUUUAGGUCCUCUAUGUUUAGAGAAAUGGUGGAGAAAAAUUCAAGUGUCACGGACUAUGACACCGAUAAGAAUGAGAAGAAGCAGUCAGAGGCUGGUGCCAUUGAUGAGUUUGGAGGGAGAUUUUACAACAAUAUGGGGAGUGUUGAAUAUGGAAGCUCUUCCAGUACAUUGACUGGCUUUCAAGAGGAGAACACAUUGCCAUUGUAUACCAAAACUGGGCAUUCUCUUUGGAAUGGUGCCUUGAAAUUUGCUUUCUGACUAGCAAUUGUAACGGAUUGGUAGCUUUUUAUUUCUUUUUUUUUUUAAAACGAAAUUGUAGUGAUUGGUUUACUGAAAAAAAAAAUGGUUGAAUGGAAUG